This is a messenger RNA of Trichomycterus rosablanca, 2138 nucleotides long. RefSeq names its product small nuclear RNA activating complex, polypeptide 5 (gene snapc5). The coding region runs from base 96 to 425 and encodes 109 amino acids. Gene Ontology annotation, cellular component: nucleus. The transcript has 4 exons. Gene Ontology annotation, biological process: transcription initiation at RNA polymerase III promoter; transcription by RNA polymerase II. The record is from RefSeq and is a predicted model, not a curated record. Lineage: Eukaryota; Metazoa; Chordata; Actinopteri; Siluriformes; Trichomycteridae.
GCUGCUGAGUACAUGAAGAGUCGGUGAGGAUCUGCUCAUCAUUAUGCCAGUUGUGCACAAGGAGAUCAUAAAGAAUGCUAUAAAUCCACUCCACCAUGCUGAGUCGCUUGCAGGAGCUCAAAAAAGAGGAGGAGACUCUCUUGAAAAUCAAAGUCAUGCUGCAAGAUCAGCUAAACAGGUUAAAGUUUGAAGAAGGUACACUAAAGUCCAUGAUCAAUGCCCAGUCUGAGGAAAGUCCUGCUGAACCCACUCCACCUGAGAAUGAAGUCAACCCAGAUAAUGAGAGCGUGAUCAACCAGACUAAGCUAGUACUGGGAGCUCCAGCUUACUGUGAAAUGGAGGAAGAGGAGGAGGAGGACGAUGAUGAUGGAGAUAAUGAAGAGGAUGAUCUUGAAAUGGUGGAGGAGGAGGAUGAAGACUAUUAAGAUUUCAUUUCAUAUAGCACAAUUAACUAUGACUAUCAGUUAGGUGUGUUCUGUCCAGUAUGGCAUGCAAAAGAUAUGUGGUGUUAGCAAGGCUGUAAUCACAGUGUACAUUGGAGGGGGCAUGUCCUUCCAAAAUAUUCAGAUAUGAUAGAUAAACUGUUAGGAUCCAUCAGUGUUUCCGUUGUUGAUAUGGCAGGAUGUUUUCAGGAAUGCAGGAACACCCUCCCCUACCCCCAGUGUUCAACUACCAACAGUGGCAACCUGGCAGUGGUGGGGUUUGAACCAGCAACCUUCUGCUUACUAGUUCAAUACCUUAACCACUACAACUGCAGGGCUACAAGUGCCCUGCUACAACCUGUUGACCAGUAGAAAGAAUGUAAAGUAAAUUAACACUUGAGUGUAGCAAUUAUAGAAGCGAAAUCAUCUUUUGGUACUGUACAUGAGGUAAAUUGUUACAUUACCGUUGUAAAUUUAAGACUGCUUCAUUAUUGCAUUCCUUAUACAUCUGUGAGAAUAUAUACUUUGAUCAGCCAUAACAUUAAAACCACCUCCUUGCCGCUCAGGUGGCGCAGCGGUAAAAAACACACGCUGCAACCAGAGCUGGGAUCUCGAAUACAUCGUAUCGAAUCUCAGCUCUGCCUUGCCGGCUGAGGAUGAGCGGCCACAUGAACAACGAUUGGCCUGUUGUUCAGAUGGAUGGAUGGGUGGGACUAAGCCGGAUAUGGGUCUCUCUCUGUCAGACUGGUGCAAUUACGACCUCUGCUGGCUGAUUAGAGGCGCCUACACAGAGAUGAGAAAAGAGUGCUCUUAGGGUGUGUCUCUCCGUACACAACUCUAGGUGGCACAACACUCAUCAAUGUGUGGGUGAUAAGAUGCAUACGGCUUGCUGCCCACGUGUCGGAGGGGGUGUGGGUUAGCUUCGAUCUCCUCGGUCAGAGCAAGGAUUGUCAUAGGCGGAGAGGAAGCAUGACGCAACUGGGCAAUUGGACGAGUUUCUACACACACUGUUCAUUUUAUCAGCUCCACUCACCAUAUAGAAGCACUUUAUACUAAUACAAUUACUGACUGUAGUCCAUCUGUUUCUCUGCAUGUUUUGUUAGCCCCCUUUUAUGCUGUUCUUCAAUGAUCAGGACCCCCACAGGAGCACUACAGAGCAGGUAUUAUUUAGGUGGUGGAUCAUUCUCAGCACUGCAGUGACACUGACAUGGUGGUGGUGUGUUAGUGUGUGUUGUGCUGGUAUGAGUGGAUCAACACCUCACUGUCCCUGCUGGACUGAGAAUAGUCCACCAACCAAAAACAUGGACAGUGAGUGUAGAAACAAUGAGGUGGUUUUAAUGUUAUGGCUGAUCAGUGUAUGUAGCCUAUAUUUCUGAUGGCAGUCCAUUGAGGUUGAUUGUACAGUAAGAAGGCUUCGUUCUGGUAAUUGAAAGCGUUUUUAUUUAAGAUGUAAGGUGCUUUUUUAUGUAAUUAGAGAAACAGAUUGUAUAAAUAUGUAUGCUGUGCAUGUGUAUGAUGACUGCUUGUACACUGAUGUCUUUUUGUAUUUCAUAAGAAAUAUUGUAAAUGUUUAGUAAAGUAGUUUAAUUACUUAAGAACAAUAACUGCAGUUCUAAUGCUUUUCUUGGUAGGGUGCAGUCAUCCUUGUUAAAUGAACCUAGAUUUAAUGGCAAAUAUUAUAUUUAUUUAUUUAAUAGAUGCUUUUAUUCUAAGUGA